This is a messenger RNA of Hippopotamus amphibius kiboko, 1594 nucleotides long. It is a transcript of the gene LSP1, whose product is annotated as lymphocyte specific protein 1. The record is from RefSeq and is a predicted model, not a curated record. The transcript is spliced from 11 exons. Gene Ontology annotation, molecular function: actin binding. Gene Ontology annotation, biological process: signal transduction. The coding region runs from base 85 to 1170 and encodes 361 amino acids. NCBI's taxonomy places the organism in Eukaryota, Metazoa, Chordata, Mammalia, Artiodactyla, Hippopotamidae.
UUUGAAGAAGCAGCCGCUGCGUCCAGGCCCCGGGGCUGGGGUCAGGCCAGGUCGCCGGUGGCCAGGCGGGCGGCCGCCAGCGUCAUGAGCAGCUCUGCACUCCUGAGAAGGAAUUCUAGCAAACAGGGCCUCGAGAGCCUCCUGAGGCUCACCACUCAGUGGAGUGUGGAAGAUGAGGAGGAGGCCGCCCGGGAGCGGCGCCAGCGGGAGAGGGACCGGCAGCUCCAGGCCCAGGACGAGGACGAAGGGGGCCAGUCCCCGGAGCGGCCAGAGCAGGAAAAGCUUCUCAGCCUGAAGCCCUCGGAGGCCACUGAACUGGAUGAAGAUGAGGGUUUCGGUGACUGGUCCCAGAAGCCAGAGCAGCGGCGGCAGCCCUGGGGGGCUGGGGAGACCACGGACGGCGGGGACCCCCCUCGGGACGAGAGUCCAGAGGGGGAGCAGGAGGAGGACAGGCCCCCCCAGCACGCCUGCGGGAACCAGGAUGCCGAAGACCAGGUGAGACCAGCCGGGGUCUGUCUGGAGGAGCUGCGUCUGAGCCCCGACUCGGAGCCCCAGGAGGGGCUGGGACCAGAGGACACAGAGCCCAAAGGCCCCGAGGGGCCCGUCCAGGGCAGCCCAGGGCCGGCAGAGACCGAGGAGGCCGAUGCGCAGCACCAGAGAUGCCAGCAGCCCAGGACCCCCAGCCCCUUGGUCCUGGAGGGGACAGAACCGGGCUCACCCCCGCUGAGCCCCAGCACCAAACUCAGUGACAGAACCGAGUCCCUGCACCGCUCCAUUCAGAAGAGUAACAGCGUGAAGAAGUCCCAGCCAGCCCUGCCCAUCUCCAAGAUCGAUGAGCGGCUGGAGCAGUACACCCAGGCCAUCGAGACCGCCGGCCGGAACCCCAAGCUCGCCCGCCAGCCAUCCAUCGAGCUGCCCAGCAUGGCCGUGGCGAGCACCAAGAGCCUCUGGGAGACGGGAGAGGUGCAGGCUCACUCCACUGCCAAGGCCCCCUCCUGCAAGGACAUCGUGGCUGGAGACAUGACCAAGAGGAGCCUCUGGGAGCAGAAAGGAGGCCCCAAGGCUUCAUCAACGGUUAAGAGCACCCCAUCUGGGAAGAGGUACAAGUUCGUGGCCACUGGACACGGGAAGUAUGAGAAAGUGCUCGUGGACGAGGGCUCGGUGCCCUAGGCCACCCUUCUUGCUUUCCUGACCGGCUCGGCUGCCCGCCGGCACCUCCUGGCUCCAAAUGCAUGCACCAGGGAGGGGCCGGCAGCCCCCCACCCCACCCCUGCCCUGCCGAAGACGCUGCUUCUCAAGGUCCGCCUGGCCACCCGCACCCCCCAACGUCCUCCACCUCUCGCUCCUGGACCCUCCAGCCUCUCCCCCUGACCCCCGGCUCUGCCCUCACCGUCCGGAGGGAAGAAACUCUGGCUGUUGAUUGGCAAAGGGACCACCUCCUGAGAAGCCACCAGCUCCCAGGGAAGGCGCAGCCGGUGCAGAGGGAGGCCAUGUGCAGGGACCUCCGUGACAAGAGCCACCAACACCUGCACCGCACUGCCCCCCUCCCCUGCUUGGAACCCCUCCACUUUGUGCAGUAAACCUCCCAUGUGUC